Colletotrichum paranaense is the source of this 2442-nucleotide messenger RNA. Its product is annotated as pentatricopeptide repeat domain-containing protein. Gene Ontology annotation, biological process: mitochondrial gene expression. The coding region runs from base 1 to 2442 and encodes 813 amino acids. The record is from RefSeq and is a predicted model, not a curated record. NCBI's taxonomy places the organism in Eukaryota, Fungi, Ascomycota, Sordariomycetes, Glomerellales, Glomerellaceae. The transcript has a single exon. Gene Ontology annotation, cellular component: mitochondrion. Gene Ontology annotation, molecular function: protein binding.
AUGUCGCACUCCUUAGCAGGCCGACAAUGUCUACGACACAUCCGACAACGCGGCAACCUCGCAGCGAAUAGUUAUAUCCAAACGUCCUUCCAAGCUCGACCCAAUGCUACUUCCGCUAUAGAACCCUCCACAGAACGGCCGUUUCGAAUUCGCAAAAUAAAAAGAUUAGUCGAGCCAGGAUCGAGAAAUGCGCCAACGCCUAUCGGAGCACCCAUAAAUGCCGAAACAAGCCGGAAACGAACAGAGUUCACCUCGAAAAACAUCGACACAUGGUCCCCUAAGAAUGGAGGAGAGAGGAAGAAGAAAUACGAAUUCACAUCAGGAAAUGCCGACACCUGGAUUUCUGAGCUCGUAAAAGAGAGGAAGAGAAGAUACCUGGAAUAUGGGUACCUCCGCCAUCGCAUGACCAAGAAGGAGUUGAAAGACUUUGAGAAUUGGAAAAACGACUGCAAAAGACUGUACGGAUUCGCAUCUUUCGGCGAAGGCUACAAAGUCCCAAAAGUCCUCAGCUGGAUCCAAGACCGUCAAGCCGUUGAAGACGCGAUCGAGCAAUGGCCGACAUGGACUGAGGAGCAGAAGAAGACAAAGUGGCGAAAGCUCAUGUUCUCUGCUUUAUGGUCUUGUCCUGAUCGGGCUACAGCCAUACUCGAAAUUACCACCCGCGAUAUCAAGCCGCCGGGUUACGCCAUCAGUGAUGCUAUUCACUUCCUCGCAAAGUGGCAAAGUCAACUAUCCAAGCCUGAGUUUACUGAGCAGAGAACACAUCUUUGUAACGUGGUCGUGACGGUCUUUGAACGUCUGCCUGCGGCUUAUAUCCCCCUGAGGCAAAACACCAUCUACAUGCUGACGCAUGAGGUAGAAUUGCCCACCUUGAUUGCCCUUUACGAUUGUUGGAGGGAAAAGGACGUCCGACUCCACAGCAACACUCUCCAAAACAUGGCCAGACGGCUUGCAGUCAGCCCCUUACAUAAGAACCUAGCUCUCCAGAUGGCCAUCGAUUCUAUCCCAGACCAAGGUGUUGAUCUCGACUCAGGCCUAUGGGCAUCUUUGUGUACCUCAAUCUUGAGUCUCAAGCGUGGCCAAAUCAAGGUUGACGACGGGUUUUCAGCUGCGGACGCAUUUGUUACCCUUAUAGAGCAUGGCUUUGCUCCCAACAUGGUGCACUACACGGCAGUGAUCAGGUCGCUGUGCCUGACAGAUCAGAAUGAAGUUGCAGAGGAGGUGUUCCGGGUUAUGCAGCGGCACAACUUUGAACCAGACAUGAUCAUGUGGUCUACUCUGUUAGACGGAGGAAAGCGAGCUCUUUCGCCGUCGAGUAUCGAAUCUGCCGUCAUAGGAGCUGUCGAGGGCAAUGAGAUUGACGUUCCCUUCUUCAACGACCUACUGAUGUGCCUGCUUCACUUCUGCAAGUGGACGCCCGGUGUCAUGCCGGCCUUUGGGCCAAUGUUACACUUCUACUCAAAGGUGUUCCAUUUGGCACCAUUGCAGGCUCUCCUUCCGGUGGACCUGUCAAUGUACCUCGAGGGCCAAGAAGGCCUGCAGAUGCCAGCGGAUUGGGAGUUGGCGCGACAACUAUUUCCUGCACUUGACAGAGCCAUGUCCACCGUCCAUGAGAAGAUGGAACCGACGAGUGCAACCCUGAGCAUCAUGUUCCUCGCAUACGUGAGGAGCAUGUCACAGCCCAUCAACCUCAUUUCACUAUACGCGUACCUCAGACAGGAGAUUUUGAAGGGCAGCCCCGGCGCCACCAAGCUGGUGCAGGAGAAGGGGUCAUUCAUGUACGAUGUCCUUAUCAAGGCGCUCUGCAAGCACCCAGGCAUGCUUCGUGCCGCGUUGGAUAUCGUCGGCGACAUGCUCAAGUACACGCUUGAAGAGCGGAGCAGAGCAGCCGACGCAGCGAAGCAGUCCUCGAAGGGGAGAAGUGGCAGCAGGAGGACUGAGGUUAAGGAGACCGAGAUUCAACAGACUGGGGCUCAAGAUAGACAAGCACAGGAGAGCAAAGUCCCGCAGAGCGAGAUCAAGGAGACCGAGGUUGCUCCCGCGCCGCUGCACCCUGCUCCAAGCGUCUUCACCUGGAGCAUCCUCCUGCACGGCUUCAGUAAGGAAAAGGGCUCCGGGGAGCGGAUCCUCGCGCAAAUGCGCCAGCACGGCGUCGAGCCGAACCUGGUCACCUGGAACACCCUGAUCGCGGGCUACGCCAGGGCUCAGGACGUCAAUAAGACGGUGCUGUCCCUCCAGCGCCUCGAGGCCUCGGGUCACGAGGCGGACGACUUUACGCUGCGGGCCUUUUCUCGGCUGGUCAACAGGGAGCUCGCGCUGAGGAAGAUGGAGGACGCUCUCACGCGGAGGGCGACGCGGGACGAGAUGAAGAGGCUUGAGGAGCAGAGGAUGGCCGAGCUGCCGCUUGGUCCUGAGGCGAAGGGGAGGCUGAGUGUGCUGUGA